Molecule: messenger RNA, 2884 nt
Organism: Staurois parvus
Lineage: Eukaryota; Metazoa; Chordata; Amphibia; Anura; Ranidae
Source: the annotation of a GenBank genome assembly
GGGAUGGAUUGAAGCUUGAAACACAGAUUUUGAAUGGCAGAACCAAACUUAUCUUGGCUCCAUAUGAUGUGCAAGAGAAGACAAGUAAACAGGUGGGGAACAGGGGUAGGACGCAAAGAAAUGCACUGAAAUUAAAGCACCAACCUCAGGUCCUCCAUUCUGUUCAGAAUAACAAUGAAAAGACCGAGCAGCCGGUGCUCAAGUCUAGAGCUGGGAAAUUGGGUUCUGGGAAACCACCAACAAAUGUUCUUAAGGAACUUGAAAAUAAAAAGCUUACUCCUCUUGUUCAGCAAAAUGCGCAGCAGACGAAGGCAGAUGUUGGAAAGAUCAAACCUGUGUCCAAAAAGCUCUCUAAUGUGCCUAGACAAAGACCUCAGUACAAGCCAGUGAUCACUGCUGACAAUCUGAGGGAGAGUCUGGUUUGUCUCACCCAGGAGCAGUUCCAACAGAUUUUAAUGACCAUCAACCAGAGUAGUAAGCCAAAUGUACAGGAACAGACCUCUGACAAAGAUACACAGGAGAUAGAUGAUCAGAGUGUUACACCACUUUUAUAUACCAAGGAGGAGGAUGCUAAUCCUGGAGUAGCAGAAAAGGAUGAAUCACCCUUAGUCAAUCAGCCAAAAGAUGUGCAAGCGGGAAGCUUGUUCAGUACCCUGGGAGAACGUGAAAAAAGACAAAAGCCUGCAAGAGGCAAAGAAAGCUCAGUGGAAGCGUGAGCUAGAUGAACAGGUGGCCCUAAAGAAGAAACUGAUGGAAGCUGAUCAAGAUGGAAUCAACGUUAGGCAUCAUGAGGGGAUAGAAUCAUCUGUUUCAGAAAGGACACCUUAUUCUGAUCUUCCAAAAAAUACACCCCUGAAUGAUUACAGUACUCCAGAUUCCAUGUUUAAGACAUCCCCUGGCACAGAGACAACUGAUUACUCACCUGUUGAUAGAGCUUCAAGUUUCAGCUCUCCAGAGCUCCCUGCCGCCAUCCGGAGUGCAUUUGUUCUGGGGGAAGCAGCACCACUAGAUCAUCCGUUUAGUGCUGUCAAACGGCAGCAGCAGAAGAAGUGGCUGGAAGAGCUGAACAAGCAAAGGGAGGAAGCUGCACUACGCAAAAUGCAAGAGAAGCAAAAGAUUCAGGAGGCUGAGCAGCCAGAUCUUUGGACAAUGCACUUUGAUUCAUUUAAGAAGGUGGCCAAUAAUCAAACUCCUGUGCAUGAGAACAGUGAUAAUUUCCAGCUGCCUGAAAUUACUCCUUCCUCUUCAGAACCAGGACCAGCAGAUCAUCAGCCAGCUCCUGCCAUAAUUAAUCUGCAACAAGAACAGCCAGAAACAAGGAGGUCAGCAGAGGAAGAAUAUUUUCAAAGUCAGAAAGCUGGGUUUCUACGUACCAUGACAGCCCUGUUAGAUCCUGCACAGAUUGAAGAAAGAGACCGGAAGAGGCUGAAGCAGCUGGAACAUCAGAAAGCUAUAGCGGCUCAGGUUGAAGAAAAGCGCAAGAGAAAACAACUGGAAGAUGAACAAAGACAGCGGGAGGAGCAAGAGGAAGAGCAGCGGUUGGCAAGAGAACAGGCGCAGUUACAGAAGCAGUACGAGGAGGAUAUGUAUCGACAGAAACAGAAAGAGGAGGUUUUAAGCUUGAAGACCAGGGAACUCUAUCAAAGUAUGCAGAGGGCCCAAGAGGAGGCUCAGCGGCUGAAGCAGGAGCAGAGAAUGCGUCAUUUACUGCAGAAAGGACAUGAUGUAUCCAACCUGCAGAAGAAUGCAGCAGAUGAAGCCAUCCAUUUGGAUCUCAGCCAGGCUGCUACUUGCACCACUGAUGUUAUACCACAGGGUUCUCGCAGCGAAGCCAACAGUGUUAUGUUACCAAGUGUUACAACACUAGUCUCCCCCAGGAGAGACACCGCAGUGCAGACAGAUGAUCUGGGUCCUGGGAUAAAGCCUACAUCUGUUUCUAAUGGGUUGUCCUGGAGACAAAAUCAGAAUGCCUCUCCUGAUAUACCUGUAGAAUUCACCUACCAGCUUUCAAAGGCUGAACAGCCUGGGAUAAAGGUAAAGUCUCAAAGAGACAGGAAUGAAUCUACAAAAGAAAACACAAUCAGUGACAUUUAUGACCAGUAUGCAAGAAAUGAAAAGCAGGCCAGAGAACCUGGCCGAAAACCUGACUGGAACAGAAACAGACCUCAAAAGAAGUAUGUCCCAGCUUCUGAGAGAUACCCCAAAGGACUGCAAAAACAGAGAGAGGAAAGUAAAGUAAGGCGACAGAUGGAGCUCCUUCAUUUGGUGGAAAAAAACUCUUCCAAUAAACCUCAAUGUCAGGAAAGACCAUUCUCCAGAAAGGUCCCCUGUUCCUCGUGAGGAAGCCAAAAUCUCCUACCCUCCUGAGGAAAUCAGACAUGCGCCUGAAUCCCGAAAGGAGGAAAUAUUUCAGAAAGUUGACUCAUAUUUCAGAAGGUCUGACUCGCCUCCAGUUCCUGCAGUGAAAAAUCGAUUACAACAAGCUCAGAGGAGAUCAAACAAAACUCCUGUCCCUAUAGUUUACAGUGGGAAUCCAAUUUCUACCCAAAUUAAUCUAUCUCCAGAAAUGGACAAGCAAGAAGCCCAUAGACCACCUUCUUCACAAUUUGUACCAUAUGUUAGGACAAAGGAGAUCUAUUAUCUGGACCCUGAUGCUCCAAUAUCAAGACCAUCAACACAUGACCCCCAGUACAAGCGAACUGCUGGUGACCAAGAAUCUCGACAAAUAUUCAGCUCUGACCAUGCCAGGGACCCAUUGCUGAAUCCAAAUGUUGUCAGAAACAAGGACCGACAGCAAGCAAUACUGAGAGGGCUGUCUGAACUAAGGAAGGGUUUGCUUCAGAAACAAAGGGAACUAGAGACCGGCUUAAUGCCUGAUGUUUAA